AUGCCGAAAUACUCCGUCUUUGUCAUCUUUGCCAACCGGCCCGCACUCGAUGAGUCUGAUGACGGCGAGAAACCCCAUGGCGACCCCUUGUACGAGCGGAUCCUCCGCGACUUUUUCAACUGGAUGCAAGGAGAGAUCAAAGCGGAGAGGCUGCAGGGCGCCGAUUUUCUCGACGAGUCGUCGGAGGAAACCAGCAUCAAGGUCGACUUUCAGACGCCCGACGAGGUAAAGGAAGGAAAGCUCGACGACAAGCUCAAAGAGAGUAGUAUCGACGAUGCCGCCGACGACGGAGCGCCGCCCCUGGUCGCGUCCAAGUCUUCCGUCAGGCGGGGUAGCCAGCACGCACUAUCCAGAGAUAUUUUGGGCUAUUUCACGAUCGAGUUUCCCACCGUUGACGACGUCAUUGCCUGGGCGCAAUCGUGCCCGCUGUCCUUUGAGGGAUGCAGCUUGGAAAUUCGGAGGCUUCACGACACCAAAAAGGCCAUUGAGGAUAUUCCGCCCGACAUCCGGGAGCGUACUGGGGACCAAAUGCUCGCUACCCGCGAGAGGAAUCUCCAGGAAGGAAAAUUGAAGAAGAAUGAUGAUGGAACGCUCUGGGCCAAGGUAGAGCUUGAGGGGCCAGCCAAAGAUAUGCUCGACGAGGCGGAGGAAAGAAAGGCGCAAAAGGAGCAAGAAUAG
Messenger RNA from Pestalotiopsis fici W106-1, 678 nucleotides. RefSeq lists its product as uncharacterized. NCBI's taxonomy places the organism in Eukaryota, Fungi, Ascomycota, Sordariomycetes, Amphisphaeriales, Sporocadaceae. Bases 1 to 678 code for a protein of 225 amino acids. The transcript has a single exon. The record is from RefSeq and is a predicted model, not a curated record.